Molecule: messenger RNA, 10553 nt
Organism: Xyrauchen texanus (razorback sucker)
Lineage: Eukaryota; Metazoa; Chordata; Actinopteri; Cypriniformes; Catostomidae
Product: chromodomain-helicase-DNA-binding protein 2-like
Exons: 42
Coding region: 2417-7813 (1798 amino acids)
Biological process (GO): nucleosome organization; regulation of transcription by RNA polymerase II
Cellular component (GO): nucleus; chromatin
Molecular function (GO): chromatin binding; ATP binding; histone binding
Source: RefSeq, a predicted model, not a curated record
AUCCAAUGGAUGCUGUGUUUCUUCUACCCAUAAUGCUGCAGUGAGAGGAAGUUGACUGCGCUUACGUUGUAGCACAGGGGGUUGUCCACCCAGUACAACAGCACAGGCAUAGAAGACGACGAGCGCAGACUGGAGAGAAGAGAUAGCAGUUGAGGUUGAAGAUGGUGGCGCAGCGCGAACUGAGAGAGAAGAUCCUAUUAAAACGAAAUAUAUUAACGGAAAGGAUGAUGUCGACACGCUCAGAUGAAAGAGCAGAUCUCAACGGUGGUAUUAAGGCAUCAGAACAACUGGAUGAAGGAUGAUGGGAGUUUGGUUGAUUUGUCAUGCAUGGUUAACGUUUGUGAUCUACCUUGCAUUGAAGACUGACAACGAAAAGUGUUUCCAAUAUUAACUUUGCCUGAGGAUACCUCAGCAAUUGUCCAAGGAAGAGAAGACUAAUCUAACCAAUUCUGGACAGUCAUGUGGAGACUUCUGCUUUUUGAGGAAGAUGGCGGCACAGAUUUUGCUUUUGGAUUCGGAAAGAAAGACACGUUUAAUUUGUUUGAUUUGCUUAUGUGCUCAACAAUUGUAUGUAUUUUACAUGUUCCUGAGCUCACUCUACUUCUGUGUUUGUAUCAAUGAAAUUAUGCCUGUAUUUCAAAUUUUCAAUAUGCUAUUUUGCUAUUAUUUUAUUUAUUUAUUUAUUUUUUAAUAAAAUAUUCAUGAUUGAACAAUUUCCACUUGCUGUAUUUGGAUGGAGAAUUUUUUUAUUAAAUUUUAUCUUUGUGCUAAACAUACAAGCUUAAUACAUCAAAGUCCAGAUUUAUUUACUUUUCUCUGACUUUUGAACGUGUUACUAUAAAUUGUUAACGUUUAUUGACAAGCUUGCUGUAGUUAGCUGAUAUAUAAAAAAAUACAUAAGGGUUUAUGUUAAGUCUUUAACUGGCCUUUCAGAUAUUUUUUUGAGGGGGCAGAUAAAUUUGUUCGUUGUGUCCCAACGCGAAGUACGCAACAUGCAAAAUAUUUUCAGGAUUUAUGGUGCAUAAAUAAUCUAUUGCAUUCAAGGAUACAACCACACAUUUCUUGUUUAAUUAAAACAAUUACGCAUUUGCUCAGAAGUAGCCGCUGCAAAAGCUUCAGUACCUGCAACUGUCAUCUUUAAAAUUACUGUUAAAAUAAUAUGAUACAAUUACACUUACAAAGCUAAGGGUUAAAAUGGCCAAAUGGUGUCCAGUGUAGUCCAAUAUUGCAAAAUGGCUCCUUGUGUCUCACUUCCUGUCUGUGCAGGAAGUGAAGGCUUCAGAUAUAUUCAUAUCAUAAAGAAAAAGGAUAAAACUGCCCUUGGUGCCUACUAAUAAUUGGCUCCAAUACCAUAACUGUUGUUUAGUAUUAACUUUUACCAUUUUAAUUUAUCUGUAAAAUAACUAGUUUUUAUUUCAAAUAAAAGGGGUGGGACUUUGGUUCAUCUCCUGAACUCUGGGUAAAUGGAGAGAAUGUCAAUGAAAGGCUAAAGCGCUCAGAGCUGGGAAGGCGCGUUUGAUGGCGGAUGAACCUUGGGAAGGGGAGAACGUGGAGCCUCGCACGGCUCUCUUUAGCACUUGUGUCUCAACUUUGGUGAACUUCCAGUUCCGCCCAGGACACUAUAGUUGCGCGAAUUUGUUCAUUUUUUACGUUUUGGAAUCUAGAAAGGUUGAUGCAUAGAUUUUGUGACUUUGCUUAGUCUAAAAAUGCUUAGCUGCGUGCGUAGAGUGGCCAGGUCGUUGUUUUCACUGCCUUGUACUGGCAGCCAUGGCGGUCCUCCAUUCUUAGUGCGCUCUGCUGGGCUCAUCUCACACACACUCCAGUGAAAUAGCCAGCCUUGGAUUAAUCUUACUAUUUUUCGUUUCGAGUAUUAUUCCGAUUAUUAUUUUCAUCAAGAGUCAUGGAAUAUUUUAGAUUUUGUUUGCUUUGCUCUAAUGGCCAAACAAAGCUAUUUUUUGUGAGCUUUGAAUGUACUGCUACAAUCCUUCUGUCAAUGGAAUAGGUAUGUUUACAUUGUUUCUUUUCUGUUGUCUACUUGAUUUAGUUUCAUCGUGAUGUUUUAAUCGUCCUUUGUCUCAUGACGCAGUAAGAAUUUAUGCAUGUGCCAGUGUGAAUCUAUUGCCUUGAAAUGCCAUCGACACGUGUUAUUUGACAUCGAAUAGAGUCAAGCAGGUGUCAUUUCAAUUCGGCUGCUUUAAACCUUAAUAUAUAAUGUAAACAUUUAUUUAUUUUUAAUCGUCUGAGUCCAAGUUGCUUUUUUCCAUAUGUCGCAACGGCAGGACUUUUUUUUUUUUUCUUCUUCUUUUUUUUUUGCUGUCCUUAAAAGCCGACUGACUCGAUGGUUCAUCCCACUUUCAACUUUUGACAGUCAAUAUCUGACAAAAGACCUUCAUUAACAAAAACCUAAGACAAAAGCAUGAAGAAUAAGAAUAAAAAGCAGGACAAAGAAGGCUCGACCCAAAGCAAUGCUUCCAGCAACUCUGCAUCAGAGGAAUCGAAUCACUCUGGAUCAGAGUCUGGGGGUCAGUCAGAGAGUGAGCAAGGAAGUGAAAGGGCCCCUUCCCGCCAUUCCGAGUCCAACAGCACCUCUGAUUUUGAGAGUCACUCUGAGUCAGAGAAUGAAUCCAUUGGGUCCAAGUCCCAUCAGACCUCAGCACAGGUCAAAGACAAACCAGUCAAGAAGAAAGACAACAUGGCAGAUGUUAAAAAGAUGUGGGAGGAACAUCCAGAUGUUUAUGGAGUUAGAAGAUCCAGUCGGAGUAGACAAGAGCCUGCCCGCCUCAACAUUGGAGCCGAGGGCAGCAGUGAUUCAGAGAGUGAAAGUCCGAAAAGGAAAGGCCUACGGCAGAAAAAGAAAGAAAAUAACUGGAAAGAUGACUCAAAUGACGAUGAUGAUGAUGAUGAUGAGGAAGAGGCCAGCAGUUCAGAUAGUGAGCAGAAAGAGAAAAAAGUUAGAUCCAGACGACUUCCUGCUAGAAGACCGCAGACCAAAUCCUCUGCAGGCAAGCAGCAGUCACAAAAGGGACGUAAACAGAGGAAGCAGGAGUCUUCCGAUGAGGAUGAUGAGGAGGAUACCCCAAAAAGACAAACAAGGCGCAAAGCAGCUACUAAAGUCAGUUAUAAGGAGGACCAGAAUGAUUUUGAGACUGAUUCCGAUGACCUUAUUGAAAUGGCAGAAGGAUCUGAGGAGCAACAGGAUGAUGACAGUGAGACCAUUGAGAAGGUCCUUGAGACCAGGACUGGCAAGAAAGGAGCCACUGGAGCUUCCACAACCCUUUAUGCCAUUGAGGAGAACGGGGACCCUGGAGCAGACUUUGACUCUGAGAAAGAUGAAGGGGAAACACAGUUUCUCAUUAAGUGGAAAGACUGGUCCUACAUCCACAACACCUGGGAGAGUGUGGAUUCCCUCACUCAGCAGAAAGUCAAAGGGAUUAAGAAGUUGGAGAACUUCAAGAAGAAAAAUGAUGAGCUCAAUGCUUGGAUGAAGAGAGCAUCACUUGAGGAUUUGGAAUAUUACAACUGCCAGCAAGAACUAACCAAUGACCUGAGCAAGCAAUUCCAUAUAGUAGAGAGAAUCAUUGCAACAAGAACAAGGAAAUCACAAGUUUCUUCAGAUUUUCCUUCCCAUAAAACCACUUCCAGUGAACCAGAGUUCCUGAGUAAGUGGAUGGGGCUGCCCUAUGCCGAGUGCACCUGGGAGGAUGAAGCCGUAAUUAAAAAGAAAUUCCAGUCCUGUAUUGAUAGUUUCCAAAACAGGAAUGGCUCUAAGACAGUCCCUUCCAAAGAAUGUAAGGUACUGAAACAGAGGCCAAGGUUUGUUGCCUUGAAGAAGCAGCCUUCUUACAUUGGAGAUGAGAACCUUGAACUGAGAGAUUACCAGUUAGAUGGACUGAACUGGCUUGCACAUUCCUGGUGCAGGUGUAACAGUGUUAUUUUGGCUGACGAAAUGGGCUUGGGGAAGACCAUUCAGACAAUCUCCUUCCUGUCCUACCUUUUCCAUCAGCACCAGCUUUAUGGACCCUUCCUGCUGGUGGUGCCACUGUCAACCCUCACCUCCUGGCAGAGGGAGUUUGAUACCUGGGCCCCUGACAUGAAUGUAGUGGUCUAUCUAGGAGAUGUCAUAAGUAGAAAGACAAUCCGUGACUAUGAAUGGAUCCACCAGCAGACAAAAAGAAUCAAGUUCAAUGCGCUUUUGACAACUUAUGAAAUUCUACUGAAAGACAAGGGAGUAUUGGGGAAUAUAAAUUGGGCCUUUCUUGGUGUGGAUGAAGCUCACCGUCUUAAGAACGAUGACUCGCUGCUGUACAAAACUCUGAUCGAUUUUAGAUCCAACCACAGGCUGCUCAUCACCGGGACUCCUCUGCAGAACUCACUUAAAGAGCUGUGGUCCCUUCUACACUUUCUUAUGCCUGACAAGUUUGAGUUCUGGGAGGAUUUUGAGGAUGAGCAUGGUAAAGGCCGGGAUAAUGGUUAUCAGAGCCUCCACAAAGUUCUGGAGCCUUUCCUGCUGCGUCGUGUCAAGAAAGAUGUGGAGAAAUCCCUGCCUGCUAAAGUGGAGCAAAUCCUCAGAGUUGACAUGUCUGCCCAACAAAAACAGUUCUACAAGUGGAUCCUGACAAGAAACUACAAAGCCCUGUCCAAAGGCACCAAAGGGAGCUCCUCUGGCUUUCUCAAUAUUGUAAUGGAGCUGAAGAAGUGCUGUAACCAUGGUUUCCUUAUUAAACAGCCAGAGGAUGGUGAGAACGAAAAGCCACAGGAGCACCUACAGGCCCUGGUGCAUGGCAGCGGGAAGCUGGUUCUCCUGGAUAAGCUGCUCACACGACUGAGAGAGAGAGGCAACCGUGUACUUCUCUUUUCCCAGAUGGUCCGCAUGUUGGACAUUCUUGCUGAUUACCUGUCUAUGAAACGAUAUCCAUUUCAGCGUUUGGAUGGCUCCAUCAAGGGAGAGCUCAGAAAACAAGCACUGGACCACUUUAAUGCCGAAGGCUCUGAGGACUUCUGUUUCUUGCUGUCCACUCGUGCUGGAGGGCUUGGAAUCAACCUAGCCUCUGCUGACACAGUGGUUAUCUUUGACUCAGAUUGGAACCCUCAGAAUGAUCUUCAGGCGCAGGCCAGAGCCCACAGGAUUGGCCAGAAAAAGCAAGUAAAUAUCUAUCGUCUGGUUACAAAAGGCACAGUUGAGGAGGACAUUAUUGAAAGAGCCAAAAAGAAGAUGGUUCUAGAUCAUUUAGUCAUUCAGAGAAUGGACACCACUGGACGAACUGUACUGGAUAACAGCUCUGCAAAUUCAAAUUCAAACCCUUUCAAUAAGGAAGAACUGACAGCAAUCUUGAAGUUUGGGGCAGAGGAUCUGUUCAAAGAAUCUGAGGGGGAGGAAUCAGAACCACAGGAAAUGGACAUUGAUGAGAUCUUGCGGCUUGCUGAAACCAGGGAGAGUGAGCAGGGAUCUAGUGCCACCGAUGAGCUGCUGUCACAGUUCAAGGUGGCUAACUUCACCAUGGAUGAAAGCACCCCAGAGCUUGAGGAGAAGCCUGUGAGAGACUGGGAUGAUAUAAUUCCAGAGGACCAGCGGCGCAAGAUGGAGGAAGAGCAGAAACAGAAGGAAAUGGAGGACAUCUACAUGCUGCCCAGAAGCAGAAGCUCCAACAAGAGGGCACAGGCCAAUGACAGCGAUAGUGAUGUGGGAUCCAAACUAAAGCACAGAUCCUCAGGCUCUGAUAGUGAAACGGAUGACACCGAGGAUGACAAACGGCCCAAGCGGCGAGGCCGGCCGAAAGCUCGCAAAAACAAUGUGGAGGGAUUUACCGAUGCAGAGAUCCGCCGGUUCAUAAAGGCAUACAAGAAAUUUGGAGCCCCACUUGAGAGGUUAGAGGCGAUCGCCCGUGACUCUGAGCUGGUAGAAAAGUCCAUUGCAGACCUGAAGCGACUGGGAGAACUUGUGCACAACAGCUGUGUGACUGCAGUACAGGAGCAUGAGGAGCAUAUGAAGGAGAACCCUGUGGAAGCUAAAGGCCCAGGGAAAAGACGAGGCAUUAACAUAAAGGUCUCUGGAGUUCAGGUCAAUGCCAAGUCCAUUAUCCAGCAUGAGGAGGAGUUUGAACCACUACAUAAAGCUGUGCCUUUAAAUCCUGAUGAAAGGAGCAAAUUUCAGCUAACUUGUCGGGUGAAGACUCCCCACUUUGACGUGGAGUGGGAUAUUCAUGAUGACACACAGUUGUUACUGGGUAUCUAUGAGCAUGGCUAUGGCAACUGGGACUUGAUCAAGACUGAUACAGAUCUCAAACUAUCUGAGAAGAUUCUCCUAGAUGACCCUAAUAAGAAACCUCAGGCAAAGCAGUUGCAGAUGCGAGCAGACUACAUGCUCAAGAUGCUGAAGAAAGAACAGGAAAGCCAAGAUGCUGGUAAAGCAGGAGAAGAGCCCAAAAUCAAAAAGCGGAAACCUCGAAUGAAGAAUAAGAUGCCUAAGAAUGAACUGGCAAAUGAGAUUUCUUCUCCUCGUCUCUCUGACAACCCUUCAGAAGAAGGAGAAGUGAAGGAAAAUGGAGCUGAAAAAUCAUCCACAAAGAAGAAACAGAAGAAGGAUAACAAAGAGAACAAAGAAAAAACAGGAACUCCUAAAAAAGAAAAGGAGGCAGACAAAGAAAAAAAGCGCUCCAAGUCCAAAAAAGAGAAGGCUAAACCAGGAGGCAAAGCGAAGAAUCCGCAGGGCCCAGUGCACAUCACGGCAGGAAGUGAGCCUAUACCAAUUGGAGAGGAAGAUGAUGAGCUGGACCAGGAAACAUUCAGCAUUUGUAAGGAGAGGAUGAGGCCAGUGAAGAAGGCUCUGAAGCAGUUGGAUAAACCAGAUGAGGGUCUGUCAGUGCAGGAUCAGCUACAGCACACUCGUACCUGCCUGCUGAAGAUUGGAGACCGCAUCACUGAGUGUCUGAAAUCGUACAAUGACCCUGAGCAUGUCAAGAACUGGCGCAGAAACCUCUGGAUUUUUGUGUCCAAAUUUACUGAGUUUGGUGCCCGGAAACUUCAUAAGUUGUAUAAGAUGGCUCAAAAGAAGCGCUCGCAGGAGGAAGAGAAAGAGCAUAAAAAGAAGGAUGAUCCUGCCAAAAAGAAGCCCUUCAGGCCUGAACUGUCUGGGUUAAGCCGGGACUCAACAGGCACCCAGCCCUCAACCAAGCCCCAUCCUCAUGCCAUCCACCCGCCUGGACCUCCCCCUCAUGGCCACCACAGAGAUCAAUACAACCAGCCCAAUAAAAGGCACUUCCCUAAUGAUGAUAGGGGAGAUUGGCAAAGGGACCGUAAAUACAGCUACCCAGGAAACAGCAAUCAGCCAUGGCAAGGGGAUCGGCAUCACCUCUAUGACUGUCACAGGUACAAGGACCAGCACUAUGGUGACCGCCGGCCUCAUGGUGACUAUCGCAGCUCAGGAGGAUACCGUAACAGUGGCUCACCUCGCAAACGGCCCUAUAACCAGUAUGGUAAUGAUAGAGAUCAUCGGGGCCAUAGAGACUAUUAUGACAGACAUCCAGACCCUAAGAGGCGGCGCUCGGAUGAAUACCGCUCCCCAAACUACCACCAAGGGGGAGGAGGACACCCUCAGGACUACAGAAGAAUGCCUGAUCAUAGGGGACCCCUUGGAAACCAUGGCCCACCUGGGCCUGAUCACUACCGCCCCUUCCACCCAGACAAACCCCCACCUCUGAUAGACCCCCAUUCCCCUCAAGCCCAGAAAUCCCCCCUUGAGCCUAUCUCACCUGCAGAAAGAACUGCUGGGCAAAAACCUGUGACAGAGUUUAAUUGGAACAACAGGAAGACGUGAGGUGAAUAGGUAGUAAGAGCAGAGACAGUCCGUAAUGCCAGAGUACAUGGCAGAAAGGCAAUAAAUGGAGGGGACAUAACCAUCCACCACCAUAUCCUCCUUAAAGCCACAAGAUGAGGCCCAAACUCUGGAGCUCUUCCUAUCAACUGUGUCCUCCGCUCUCUUGUAGGUUUCAGCGACCAGGUUAAGUCUGCAAUUUAGGACUGAGAAUAAAGAACAAGGCAUGGUUAGUCCUAUGGACUAUGAUAUGACUGAGUGUUGUAAUAUGCCUAAAGUUAGAGUGCCUCAUGUAUUUGGUCUUUUGUGAGAAUCAUUAGCAGAAAUUGACUAUCUUGGAAGCAAAAUUUACAUUGAUGUUCAUGUCAUUUAUUUUGUAUUAUUUUGGUUUGUGCAAAAGAUUAUUUGAUGCAAGUAGCCUUUAUGUGGGAGGAAAAGGAAUGAUUUUAUUUGCACCUUCAGAUGUGAAUUCAUUGUUCUGCGCAUAGAUUGUGCUCUCCAAAACAUCCAGACACCCUUUUCCUGUAAUCAUACUUCAUUUUGAGGGACAAAAUGGUCAAGACGUAAUUACAUGUAUGUUUUUGUCUUUGAUCAGUUAUGUAAAAGUCACAAAUAUUUGUGAUGAUGAGCAUCAACUUCAACAGAAUUACUGUUUUUCUUAAUUUCUUGAAUUAGCUAAAUGUGUCAUUGCUCUUGCAGACCCUCUGUUUCUUGAUAAUGUAAUGCCCAGACACCCUGUCAGAGGAUAGUAGCCUUAUUUAAAAGAAGAGGCUGAACAAUAUUCAGGCUCUGUGUAGAUCUUCUUGUCAGAACACUAGAUAAUCAUAACUCAUAAGCUGUCUUUGUCUUAAUUUCUUUAUGACUGUAAUGCAUGGCACCAAUUAAGCUCACUUUGUGAUCAGUGCUUGUAUGAUCUGUACUGUUGCAUUUUAUUAUUGCACUAAAAAGGACAGUACUCACAGUUUUUUUGGAGUAUGUAAUAAUGGUAGACAUUACCUGAAUUUGAUUUUUAUGUUUUGUUUAGUUAUUUUCCCAGUAUGAGUAUGCUGAAAUGUAAAUUGACCUUAAGUGGAAAUGACAGUUCUCUAUAACUGGACAUGUGCGUGUUCAGGGAGUGGCUGGGUGUCACAAGCUAUUUUUGAUUAACCAGAUUUUGUGCCAAAAAAAAAAAAAGAAAAAUCACAGACUGGCAUGCUGGUAUAUAAUAUCAUACAUUGGUUGUUCAUUUGUGUGUUUCUCCAUUUGUGCCUUAUUAUUGUGUAGAUUCAAACACCGGUUUGGGAUAAGAACAAUUCAGUAUUAUGCUAUUGUGUACAAUUUAAACUAUUUGCCAGGGUGGAGUUUUAACUAGAUGCAUGUUAAGCCAGAUCUGGUGUGUGGGCAGCAGUGACGUGCGGUGAUGUCUUAAAGAGGCUAGGCACUGAGUUAUGAAAGCCAGAUUGCCUGAUUUAUUGUUUAAGCUAAUAAUACGUAAUAACAGUGAACGUUACGCACAAGCGCAGCAUAUCAAGAAAUGUACAAAUCAGGAUGUAUUUGUAUAGUGUACUCUCUCUCUCUCUCUCUCUCUCACGCACACACACACACACACACAAGCGCGUAAACAGUGAACGUUACGCACAAGCGCGACAUAUCAAGAAAUGUACAAAUCAGGAUGUAUAUAGUGUACUCUCUCUCUCUCUCUCACACACACACACACACAAAAGCGCGUAAACAGUGAACGUUACGCACAAGCGCGGCAUAUCAAGAAAUGUACAAAUCAGGAUGUAUAUAGUGUACUCUCUCUCUCUCUCUCUCUCACGCACACACACAAGCGCACAGCCACAUAGCCAAUCUUUUCUUACAUACCAAUCAGUUUGAAAUGAUCGGAUAAUUUUUGGGCCCUUUUGCUGUACUAGUCCAUCUAAGGCUGGCGUAGACCUCCCUCUUGCAAUUAACUCAUAUUUGGAAUUAAAAUCGAGCUUGGAAAAAUUUCUUAAUUCCGUGAUUACGGCCGGUGCUGUCAUUUUGAUUUUGAAUUUGGCGGGGAUUAGGCAUGUACGCUAGCUGUGGUGUAAUGACGUUAGCUACGCAAAUGUCCAGGAAUAUCUUGAUUUUAAUUGGUCCAUGUCUGAUACGUAACGGAGAUGAUUACGGGCAUAACAUAUUUACGUCAAAAGGCACAGCAGAUUUGUGCUUUUUGCCGUACGUGUUAAAGAAUACAGGAUCGAAGUGCGCAUGCGCAACAUGGGUUUUCCGCUUGUCGUCUGCAAUGAAUGGACCGUAAAAUCACUGCUUAUUCUACCAUUUGUUUUUAGUUGAUUAUGCGUAACUGCUACAUUUGUCAUCAUAACGUCUAAACAAUUGGAAUAACACACAUAUUGCAUAUAUAAAUCACAAGAAUAAAAAGUAAAAAUAUAAACACAAGUUUAUUAUUUAAUAAACAUUUUAUUUUUGAAUUUUGGCAGGGUAGGCAGUGCCUAGUUUGCCUACCCAGACCGCACGUCAGUGGUGGGCAGCAAUGUGUUGUGCUGAAUUCCAAAAGAUCAUGGUGGCAGGAAUAAGAGUAAGUGAGCUGGUGAGAAAUGUGGGUAAAUCUGGUCUGAAAUACUGAAGAUGCUUCUCCCCUUCCCUCUCAAGCUGCUGCUCACACCAUAGAUAUGUGUUGAGCUUUGAGACAAGCCCAUUUUAAAUUAUUUAUAUUUGUGAAAAGCUGUUCAGUUUAAUCGUACUGUAUACGUAUGUAUAUAAACCUAAGUGUAUUAAA